GUUAUAGGGUCGCGUGGUUUCCGCUCCUUGAGGGCGGGGGAGCGUCCCAAACGGAAGGUGGUUGUUGUCAGUGCCUCAGGUUUGAAACUGGGGGUCGGGCACCAGAGCCGUUGUCUGUCGCUGCAGGGCUCUCCCCCUCCCCCCUGCCACCGGUCCCUGCUGACCCCACCCUCCUCCCUCCCGUCCCACCUCCCGACCCCCAUCCCUACCCCGCCCCCCACCCCAGACCUCCCCCUCGGGUUCCUCGGCUGGGUCCGGCCCGGCCUCUGUCCUCCGCUCCGGCUUUUCGGGCCCGGAGGGCGGCCCUGCUGCCGCCGCCAUGUCCCUGCACGGAAAGCGGAAGGAGAUCUACAAGUAUGAGGCACCGUGGACGGUCUAUGCCAUGAACUGGAGCGUGCGGCCCGACAAGCGCUUCCGUCUGGCGCUGGGCAGUUUUGUGGAGGAGUACAACAACAAGGUCCAGCUUGUAGGUUUAGAUGAGGAGAGUUCCGAAUUUAUUUGCAGAAACACUUUUGACCAUCCAUACCCCACCACAAAGCUGAUGUGGAUCCCUGACACGAAGGGAGUCUACCCAGAUUUGUUGGCAACCAGUGGUGACUAUCUCCGUGUGUGGAGGGUUGGUGAAACAGAGACCAGACUAGAAUGUUUGCUGAACAAUAACAAGAACUCUGAUUUCUGUGCUCCCUUGACCUCCUUUGACUGGAAUGAGGUAGAUCCUUAUCUCUUAGGUACCUCAAGCAUUGAUACAACCUGCACUAUCUGGGGUCUGGAGACUGGUCAGGUUCUAGGGAGAGUGAAUCUAGUAUCUGGCCAUGUGAAGACUCAGCUGAUAGCACAUGACAAAGAGGUCUAUGACAUUGCAUUUAGUCGGGCCGGGGGCGGCAGGGACAUGUUUGCUUCAGUGGGUGCAGAUGGUUCUGUGCGGAUGUUUGAUCUCCGCCACCUAGAACACAGUACCAUCAUUUAUGAAGACCCACAGCAUCACCCCCUGCUACGUCUCUGCUGGAACAAGCAGGACCCUAAUUAUCUAGCCACAAUGGCCAUGGAUGGAAUGGAGGUGGUAAUUUUGGAUGUACGAGUUCCCUGUACUCCGGUUGCCAGGUUAAACAACCACCGAGCAUGUGUAAAUGGUAUUGCCUGGGCCCCACAUUCAUCUUGCCACAUCUGCACUGCAGCGGAUGACCAUCAGGCUCUCAUCUGGGAUAUCCAGCAAAUGCCCCGAGCCAUUGAGGACCCUAUCUUAGCCUACACGGCAGAAGGUGAAAUCAACAAUGUACAGUGGGCAUCAACUCAGCCUGACUGGAUAGCCAUCUGCUACAACAACUGUCUGGAGAUACUGAGAGUUUAAUGCUGUCGGGAGUCCAUGCCGAAGAGGCAGGGGCUAUGUUUUCUGCCCCAUCCCUUUCCCCAAAGUAAGAACAAGUUUCCAGUGGCCAGUAUGUCUUUUGUUGCUUUGCAUCCACUGUUCCCAGAAGCUGCUCUAGGAAUUUCUUGCCAGUCUCCCCGUUGCCUGUGCUGGACUCAGAACACAGUGAUGUGUGGAGCCUCCUUGGCCUCUGAGGUUGGGUUUCUUCUCCCCUAUUCUCCCUUGUUUUCUCAAUUAAAAAUUUCUGUAUAUUUGUUUGUCAGCUGUUGUGUUAAUGAGCAUUAUAAGCACUAGCUGUGUUUGUGUUAAUCUACUGCAUAUAUCUGUAUCUGUCAGCUGCCUAAGGCAGCAAAUCCAGUUCACUUGUUAGCUCUUAAAUGGAAAGAAAAUAACAAUUUUGAAGGAGUCUCUCCUUUUGUCAUUUGCUGUCUUUAAUACAUUUCAAGUUUGUAUUUUUUUUAAUCUGUUGAAUGAGUUUUUAUGAAAUGAAUUUUCUCUUCCUAAUUCUUUCUUUGUUAUUGAGUCCUUUCUGUUUCUCCCCUGUGCCUUGCAGGGUCCACAACUGGGUCUGGGCUGCUUUGAACUCAUGGGCAGAUUCCAUGCUUUGUUGGGUCAUUUUGCCUGAAUUAUUUGAAUCUAUCCUGAACACAUUUGUUGAUCUGUAGUGUGUUCGUCACACCUUUGUCUUAACUUGGUUCUGCCCAAGCAAGGUAUAUUUGACUCUAAAAAGGUUUCAAAUUGCAAAUUAAAGUACUACCUUCAUGCUCUCACCUGGUACCUAAGGAAUGAGUAGGGCAGAUCGGCUGUCUGUCAGGAGCCCAUUCUCUAAGGCAAUGGUGUCAAACUUAAAUAGAAAUGGGGACCACUAAUGCAUGUAUAAGGAUUCCUGCAGACUGCAUAUGGAGUUAGUUUUAAAAUGUAAUGUUAUUAGUUUUUUAUUUAUUGUAUUUUUAUUUAUUUUGUUAAAUAUUUCUCAGUUACAUUUUAAUCUAGUUGGGCCAUGUGUUUGGCACCUGUUCUCUCAGGGGAAUUUUGUCAGUAAAACAACCACAAAAAACAAAAGUUAAAUUUGGGGUAGAUUUCCAGUUUGGAAAUUUCACUGAAUUCCAAUAAUGUCAUAAUGUUUCCUGCCAGGACACAUCCCAAAGCUUUCCAUUUUCUAUCUUGUUUGAUUGGCAAAAAUAAUCUUUUAAGUUAAACUGAAUUGUUUCUUUUUGUUUGAUUUAAUGUGGUCUGGCAGCUUUGGAGACAGAAUGAAUUCUACAGGAGAUGAAGUUCCUUUUUGAAAAUAACAUGAUUCUGUUCUUUAAUCCAUGAUUAAGCUCUCUUAGAAGAGACACACAUCAGUCCACUCUGAAGUCUCAAGCCACUAAGAAAGUGACUAUUUAAAAGAAUCUUAGACAUUAAUGUCCUCCCUGAAUCUGCUGAACACCUGGGAAGUAUUAUGGCUUGUAAAGGGCAAGUAUUGGUUUCUGGUCAUUGAGUUUGUACUAUAGAAUGAGGAUUAUGUGAGACUAUCCUGUUGAAUGAUUCCUGGAAAUGGAUUUUUUACAGUUUUUUGGAGAACUUCAAAGAAGAGUUUGAGGAGUUGCCCACUGACUGCUAUCUGGAAAUAGCAGUCAAUAUUUAAACUCUGAGGUUCUUGUCCACUCCUAUUAUUUUGUCACCAAUUGCUACUGAGAAAUAAAACAGCUUACUUUGCUCUAUAAGACACUUAAGAGACUCCUAAUAGAACCUUCUUAUUCAGAGAGAGCUAUUAUAUAUAUAUAUAUAUAUGAUAUGAAGGGCAUAUCUUUAUUAUAUAGCAUUACUCACCCUAAAGUCAUAUUUAGUUCCUGACUUUAUGACUCCUUAUAUUUAAAGUUUUUUUCCCUAUUUAUUCCUAGGUUUGCAUUUUGAUGAUGAUGAUGAUGAAGUUAGGUCUUACUUAAGACUUUGAAUCCUGACUGAUCUUGGUUGCUUGUAUUGACCAAUCUUGGUAGUAGUCAGUACCUUCCAAAGGAAAUGUGAAUAAAAUUGAGCCCAUUAUUGUAGGUGUCUGCCUCAUGAUUGUGCUAACACAAGGAAAGGAGGAGCCCCAUUUAGCAGAGCUCUGUAUUAAAAUUCUUUGUUCUACUUCAUUUUAAACCUAGGGUUGUUAAAGAGAAAAUUGGUGCCAACUAGAUGUUAAAAACAACGCAGGUUUAAAAUUAUUAACAAGGAAUAUAUUUGAACAAAGAUGAUUAAACUUUUUAAAGCCAACAAGAAUUUUUUAUCUACAUUUUGCCCUCCAGACCCAUUAUUCUUGAUGUAAUUCAGAUCAUUUAAUUUUAGGUGUUCUUCCAGUCUUCCCUACCAUUGUGGCACAAGCUCUAUAUACCUCCUCAAGUUUCUUGCUCCAGCGUACCACCAUUUAUUUGGCUAGUAUUUGGCAGUCUCUCUUGGCCUUAUAAAAAGACCUCUCUCAGGUCUGGUCUCAUUCCCUUCCGUUUGAAAGAAUACUUUUCUUCUUUCUCUUUUUCUAGUCAUUCUCUCUUAUUCCCUAAAAUACAAUGUCCCAAAAGACUUAUUAGCUAUUUUAAUAGCUUAAAAAUAUACAAAGACUUUUAGGAUAUCCUGUAUAAUAGUGACUACAUAUAUUGAAGUUUUCCCAAAUAAGCAAAAUCUAAAUGUUUAGAUUUCUUGUUUAGACUUCUUUCCAGGGAGGAUGUCUUAUUUUAUUUUAUGUUACUUAUUUUGGGCAGUAUGGAAAGCCAGUGUUCACCUAGAAACUGUAUAUCCCUAGUGUGGAUUAAUUUCAGUCAAAGCCUGGUGCAGACUAAAAAGUUUCAUCACCCUACAAGGGCCUCAUCUUAAUUUCUUUCUUAGGUUCUAUGAAGCAAUUAUCAGCCAGCAAGUAAACUAAGCCUUUUUCUAACAGUGGUGCUGUUUUUGCUGAUGUGCAAGCAAAGAAAACUUUUCCAUAUAGCCUGUUAAUUGUGUUUUCAAAACAUCUAUCAGAUUUCCCAAAGAGAUACUGACAGUAGCCAACAUUAAACCUGGGAAAGAGACACGUCACAGAUAAUAUAACUAGGCAGAUGGGUUUGUUCUUUCUGGCCUCAAGAAACUACUUUGACUUUGCAAUUAGAAUUUAAAUGUUUUCAUCUGAAGUCAUACCACUUCCCACCUCCCAAAAUCAGUAGCUCUUAGAUAGUACUCUUCCAUCUAGUUGUGUUCAGUGACACCCUCUAUUAUAUCUUAAGCUCCUAUUUCACUUCUAACUAAAAAAUUUGGACUUUCAAUAGCUGAUUCAAGCUCUUCCUCACUUUCUCCCUCUUCCUCCUCACUCCUUUGAGUAUCUGUAUAAUACAAAUUGCAGAAUUUAUUUUAUGGAACUCCAGGCUGUCUAAAACUAGUUCAGCUCCGUAGGUUUGUUACAUUUUCAAUUUUUAACUGUUGUUCUUCCUCAAUUUUACAGUCCCCUGUUUCAGUUAAUUCAUCAUAGUUUCAACUGAUACAUAUGUAUAUACACUCAGGUUCUAACUUUUACUAGAUCUAAAGCUAUUGAUUAAAAAACCAACAACAACCUAGGACUUUUUAUAAUCUCUAACCUUGGUAGUAGAAGUUAUAAUUUUUAAUUUUUAGUUAACAUGCUUUACGAAUAGGAUUAGGCCAAUAUUUUGUUCUUAGAAAGAACAGUGAAAUAGAUUGGUCUUGUACAGUAUCAGAAUGAUCACAUUUAUUAUUUCUUUGACUUCAUUUGUCAAAUUGAUAAUUGUCAAGUAGGAAUGUUCCAUGCUCCAGUUCACCUGUUAGCUUCUCCCAUAAAUAGUUCUUGUCUGAAAUCCAUUUCUUCUGGAUUAUUAUGCUGAGGAAUGAAAUCAACUAUGGACUGAAGUUUUAUGUUAUUCUUGAUCCAAAGCAAAGUUAAGCAAAGUUCUCAAGUCUGGCCAGAGAAGCAGGUAGUGAAUAGGAAAAGAAAAACCCACAAAUUCAAGACUUUUGAGUGCUUCUACUAGUUUAGAAAUUAUGUUAGAGAAUCUGAUUACUUUUACUCAGUAACUUCAAGUAUAAGGCUAAAAGUGAUUUAUUUGCUAUCUUGGCCAUUUUUUUCUGUUAAAUUCUUAACUUUCAGAGGGUUUGUGAACAAAACUUGGAAAGGAGGAUUGUCCCAGAAAUUGUGGUAGUUUUAAUUAUUGUAAAAGUUUUUCAGAGCAUUAGAGACUACUAGAGUACAUAUGUGUAUAUUUUUUAAUAUGAGAGGAAUUUAAAGAAAAAAAUGGCUAGAAUGGACAAGUUUUUAAUGUUUUUUUUUUUUGUUUUUUGUUUUUUGUUUUUUCCCUGUUAGCAUCUAUGAAGGUGAUGUUGUUCUAGUAAGUUUUAAUUGACCUUUAGCUCUUAGGAACUUUACCUUUGGAUAGAAUAUACUAAUUUAAUAGGUAAGCUUCUGUUUACCUUUCCCCAAAUCAUAGCUCCCCUCAAUCAUGGAAAGAAUAAAUUGCAUUGUUGCAUGAUUUAUCUCAUUUCUUUCUUUCUACCUCGUCCCCUAUCAUCUCAUUCCUGUACACAUAUACAUUUUCCUUCUCUUAGAUUUUUUUUUAUUUUAACUUAAACUUUGAGUUUUUGUGUUCACUUAGUAACUUCUUCCUUGUUUGUCUGAGAAGAGAAGAAUUGUGGUAUUAAUCACACACUGGCAGGACUGGUCUAAUACCACUGCCUCUUUAGUUAUCUGCCCUGUUAUUUUGAAAGUAUAGCACAUGGCACCUUUUACUAGGGAUGUUUGGCCUGAAGGACCUUUGAAAAAAGUUCUCAAAAACAGAGCUGAUUUUCUUUGUGUUGAUUGUUCGUUAUGGGGGUAGGGGAGAGAUUGAGGAGAUAGGUAAAGUGGAUUUUCCUUGGGAGAAAGCCUGUUUAGAGUGAUAGUUGAUAAAACACAAGAGGGUGUUUGCCUUCUCUUGUUGGCUCGCUCAUUGACUGACUGUUACCUGUCCAAAUUGUUGUUUUUCUUAAGUGAUUUCCUAUGUUUUCUUUUUCCCUUAGCUACUAUAAA
This is a messenger RNA of Sarcophilus harrisii (Tasmanian devil), 6374 nucleotides long. RefSeq names its product DDB1 and CUL4 associated factor 7 (gene DCAF7). The record is from RefSeq and is a predicted model, not a curated record. The transcript is spliced from 7 exons. Gene Ontology annotation, cellular component: nucleus. NCBI's taxonomy places the organism in Eukaryota, Metazoa, Chordata, Mammalia, Dasyuromorphia, Dasyuridae. The coding region runs from base 320 to 1348 and encodes 342 amino acids. Gene Ontology annotation, molecular function: protein binding.